Paramecium pentaurelia is the source of this 558-nucleotide messenger RNA. The record is from the annotation of a GenBank genome assembly. NCBI's taxonomy places the organism in Eukaryota, Ciliophora, Oligohymenophorea, Peniculida, Parameciidae.
AUGAAAAAUCCAUGGACAUAAUAAACUGUUGCUUAAUAAUAAAUAACAUAUGGGAUAUGUUACAAUAUUCUAAAUAAAAAAUAUUAAUUAUAAUCAGAUGAAAAACAAUAAUUUGAUUAUAUUACAAUAUUAAAUAAUGCAAAUAAAAUAUAAGAGAUGAAAUAAAAAUUAGCAAUAUAAAUUAUAGAUUAAUAAUUUGGAGAUAUGAUUGAUCCUAAGAAAUUUGAAUAAAGAAUAUAAUAAUUAGAUAGUUUAGAAUAAAUAAUAAAUAAUGUUCUGUUAUGUUUAUAAAAAUGUUAAAUAUGUGUAUAACAUAAUAACGAUACAAAAAGUUUUAUAAGAAAUGAUGGAUCAGUUUAUAUUAAUAUUCCAUUUUAAUAUAAAACUUAAUUUAUUUAAUUAUUAAGAUAAGCAUAAGAGAAAUAACUUGAAUUAGUUGAUCCAGAUUAAUAAAUCAUUUAAUAGUAAAGAUGUGUAAAAGAUUUAAAUGAAUAACAAUAAUAAAUAGAAGAGAUAUAUAGUUAAAUAAUUUAAUUAAUAGAAUAACUAAAAAAUUGA